AUGGGGCAGCGCGGUUCCUCCUCCACCACGAACGAGGCUGGGCAAGGCAGAAAUAGUUCCAUGCUCUAUGAUGAGGCUCAGCACCGCGCCCCCGCAAGGCUCAUCCCGGAGGUGCUCCCCAACGUCUUCCCAACGCCGCUGCCGGCCGCAGAGCUGGUCGUUGCCCGCAGCUCGUGGAUUUCUGCGACGGAGUCGGCGCUCACCCGCGAGUGGCAGGCCGGGCGCGAACGACAAAAGUUGGGCGUCUUCUCCACCUCCCCGCACGUCCCGCUCAAGUGCACCGCCGUGCCAUUCCCGGCAAACCGUAGUUCAGGCAUUUGGCACGUAACUGUAGAGGACGAGAAAAUCACGGAGGUUCCUGUCGGCAAGGAUUUCUUUUUGGCGCUGCGCUCGGCCUGGCGAAAAGGGGCCCCUGCAGAAGAAGGGCAGGAGCUCGCACUGGACCCUGACGCGUGUCGAAAGUACUCCGACGCCGUUUCCUUUGUGCUUGAGGAACCCUACGCCGGUGUUAUGUCGCCACCGGUGCCGCUUUCCUACGUGGUUUCAGAGGUACUCGUGCCACAGUGGGUGGAGGACGGGCUUUUUGACGCACCUGCUCUGCGUCACAACCCCUGA
Molecule: messenger RNA, 615 nt
Organism: Trypanosoma conorhini
Lineage: Eukaryota; Euglenozoa; Kinetoplastea; Trypanosomatida; Trypanosomatidae
Exons: 1
Coding region: 1-615 (204 amino acids)
Source: RefSeq, a predicted model, not a curated record